GCGAGAGAGAGAGGGCGACUGGCACGAGAUCAGGGGCACGGUCAUUUUAUUCCUAUGGAAACGCUGCACUGACUGGCAGAGGUGAGCGGAGGAAAAGGUGGCGGCGCUUUUGGAUGCGCAACGGAUGCCCAGCUUUCUUCACUCAGUGUCAAAAGCGCGGAAACAAGCAGACGUAAUUUCUUCAAAGUGCCUCAGAAUUUCCUUUUUGAGUCUGAUUUAUUUAAAAAAGGAGCCUUGCAAAAAGUGAAGAUGCCCCUGGCACAACUAGUUGACCCUUGGAGAAAGAUGGCAAUCGGGAGUGCGGCGAGCGAGACGGAGCCCCAUCAUGUCUUGGAGGACUCGAUGGGAGAAGAUGAAAAUCUAUCAUGUCAAGAAGAAGUGUCUGUUAAAGAGAUCAACAUCACACAUCUUGUUAAAGAGGGUUCAGAGAAGGCCGACCCACAGCAGUUUGAGCUCCGUAAAGUGCUCGGACAGGGCUCUUUUGGAAAGGUGUUUUUGGUGAAGAAAACAACAGGGCCGGAUGCAGGACAGCUGUAUGCAAUGAAAGUGCUGAAAAAAGCAACCCUGAAAGUACGGGAUCAGGUCCGGACUAAAAUGGAGCGGGACAUCCUGGUGGAGGUUAAUCAUCCCUUUAUUGUUAAGCUACACUAUGCAUUCCAGACUGAAGGAAAGCUUUAUCUGAUUCUGGACUUCUUAAGAGGAGGCGAUCUCUUUACUCGACUGUCAAAAGAGGUGAUGUUCACUGAGGAGGAUGUGAAGUUUUAUUUGGCUGAACUGGCUUUGGCUCUGGAUCAUCUGCAUGGACUGGGAAUCAUCUACAGGGAUCUGAAACCAGAGAACAUUCUCCUGGACGAGGACGGCCACAUAAAGCUGACAGAUUUUGGGCUUAGCAAAGAGUCGAUCGAUCAUGAGAAUAAGGCUUACUCUUUCUGUGGAACGGUUGAGUACAUGGCUCCAGAGGUGGUGAAUCGAAGAGGACACACAUACAGUGCUGACUGGUGGUCUUACGGCGUACUCAUGUAUGAAAUGCUGACAGGAACGCUGCCAUUCCAAGGCAAGGACCGCAAGGAAACCAUGACCAUGAUCCUGAAGGCGAAGCUUGGUAUGCCUCAGUUUUUGAGUUCAGAAGCUCAGAGUCUCCUCAGGAGCCUUUUCAAACGAAACCCUACUAAUAGAUUAGGUGCGGGUCCAGAUGGAGUUGAAGAGAUAAAGAGACACCCGUUUUAUGUUUCUAUUGACUGGAAUAAAUUAUUUAGAAGAGAAAGUCACCCACCAUUCAAACCAGCCACUGGCAGACCAGACGACACAUUCUACUUUGACCCAGAAUUUACUGCAAAAACUCCCAAAGAUUCUCCAGGUGUACCUCCUAGUGCCAAUGCCAAUCGACUAUUUAGAGGGUUUAGUUUUGUGGCCAUCACUUCAGAAGAAGAAUCUCAAUCCCUGCCGAGCAACAGCAUGAGCUCUAUAGUUCAGCAGCUCCACCGAAACGUGUCUCAGUUCAGUGACGCAUAUGAGGUGAAGGAGGAUAUCGGCAUCGGCGCUUAUUCCAUCUGCAAACGCUGCAUUCAGAAAAGCACAAUGAUGGAGUAUGCAGUGAAGAUUAUCAGCAAAGCAAAACGGGAUCCUGCGGAGGAGGUGGAAAUUCUAUUACGCUAUGGACAGCAUCCAAAUAUAAUCACCUUGAAAGACGUGUAUGAUGACGGCCGCACUGUGUAUCUGGUGACGGAGCUGCUAAAGGGAGGCGAACUGCUGGAUAAAAUCCUCAGACAGAAGUUUUUCUCGGAGCGGGAGGCCUGUGCUGUGCUCCACACCAUCACCAAAACUGUGGCGUAUCUGCACGCUCAAGGCGUGGUUCACAGGGAUUUAAAGCCCAGCAACAUCCUUUAUGUUGAUGAAUCUGGGAAUCCUGAGUCCAUCCGUAUCUGUGACUUCGGCUUCGCAAAGCAGCUGAGAGCAGAAAAUGGACUUCUGAUGACGCCCUGUUAUACUGCCAACUUUGUGGCCCCAGAGGUGCUGAAGAAACAGGGCUACGACGCGGCCUGCGACAUCUGGAGUCUCGGUGUCCUUCUCUACACAAUGUUAACUGGAUUUACACCAUUUGCUAAUGGCCCCGAGGACACGCCGGAGGAGAUUCUGGCUCGAAUCGGCAGCGGGCAGUUUUCCCUCACAGGAGGAUUCUGGAACUCUGUUUCCUGUCAGGCAAAGGACCUGGUGUCAAAGAUGUUGCAUGUAGACCCUCAUCAAAGACUCACUGCUGCACAGGUUUUAAAGCAUCCCUGGAUCACAUACAAAGACAAGCUCCCCAAUUACCAGCUCAACAGACAGGACGCACCACAUCUGGUUAAGGGGGCGAUGGCUGCCACAUUCUCUGCCUUGAACAGAAACGUUCCUCCUGUUCUGGAACCUGUCGGCUGUUCAAUACUCGCUCAGCGCAGAGGGGUGAAAAAACUGACCUCCACUGCCUUAUGAGAAGAAAAACCUUCCACCUCCAACCCCGUGACCUCCAGCUCGGUCUGAGCACAGCCUGAAUUGGGCUUGCUUGCUGCCUACAGUACCUUGCGUCCAGGCCUUAGAGCCGAGUGUAGAUUCUGAGGACCCCUGGUGGACAACCCAAAUCUUCCUUCUCUGGUCACUGCGACUUCAAGCCUCCAAACGCAGAUCAAUGAAGCCUGUUUUUCGAGGAGCAAAUCAUCUGAGCGCAUCAAGAGAAACAAACCAGAUCUCAGUCUUUAUUAAAAGCUACCACAUUACUUUAGAAGAUGAUGACCAAUUCCUGCGCCAAAUCGUGCAUCAAGCUGCAAAAAGCUCCAGUUCUAUGGGGACAUGUGUGUUCGUGUUUAAUAUUCAGAUUCUGUUCCAUUGUUCUCAAUUAUUUUACAUUAGGAUUGUAUUUAACGAGAGAAUAUUUUGACGUUAUUCACUCAAUUCACUCACUCUAAAGUUGUUCCAAAUCUGUAGGAGUUUCCAUUUGCGUCAUCUUUGUUAAGGAUAAAACCAAAUGUUUAGAAGAAUUUGGGUGUGUAGACAUUUGAUGGUCCCCUUUAAUGUCCAUAGUAUGGAUAAAUAAUAUGAUUGGAAAGCAAGACGUACUGGUUUGGGGCUACUUUAGAGUGAAUAAAGGAUUAUUAUUGAACAGAUUCCACAACGAAAGACCCUCCAAACCAUUAUAGAUGUGGUGUACUAUAUGGAAGCCUGCAUGCGUCCACCACAGAAUUUUUAAAAAUGAGAGCAAAUAAAACAGUAAAUGCAGCUA
Messenger RNA from Danio aesculapii, 3253 nucleotides. RefSeq names its product ribosomal protein S6 kinase, polypeptide 3b (gene rps6ka3b). Gene Ontology annotation, molecular function: magnesium ion binding; ATP binding; ribosomal protein S6 kinase activity. Gene Ontology annotation, biological process: intracellular signal transduction; protein phosphorylation. The transcript is spliced from 22 exons. The record is from RefSeq and is a predicted model, not a curated record. Lineage: Eukaryota; Metazoa; Chordata; Actinopteri; Cypriniformes; Danionidae. Bases 250 to 2469 code for a protein of 739 amino acids.